AUGCGGAUUGAUUGUGAGACCAUCCCAGACCCUCAUCCGCCACUUGAGACAUCUGAGACAGCGGUUAUAGCCAGUCAGGGUACCCAAGCUUGUGGCGACGAGCUGGUAGUUACUGGAACGUCAGAAGAAACGCCUGAAGACACACAGGAUACCCAGGCAAGAAGGCACGAGCGUAAGGCAGUGGAACCUGUUGCAUCUGCUGGUCUACCACUCGUGGGAAGAACAGAAAACGUCGAAGAAGCAGGUUCUCAAGGAGUUAUGAAUUUCAUCGCGCGCAAGUACUUUCAGACAGUUGACACAACCAAACCUGAGGAACGAAAUGAAUUUCUACGGUUUUUAACAGAUGUGCGCAAAGUUCUGGUCCUAGAUGCUCAAUCAGGAAGUUUGAUAUUGACAGCACUAUGUAGAUCAUUGGAGAUACUGGAUGCCCUGUGGUAUGACUAUUGCACAGGUCACUUGAAUGACAUGGCUCAGAAAUAUCUUGUGACAAAGGACGUUUUGAAGGAGUUUGACUUGACUGAGCUGAAACUGAUAACAACUAUUCAGAGGGAGGAGUACAUUGUUGCACGAGAGUUUUUUCUGCAGAGUUCAGGUGAGUACACAGAAAAUGUUUCGGAGAGCUACACCAUUGAGAAAGUGAAAACAAAAGUUCAAGACAUAGAAGGAACCCCUCCAGAUCAGCAAAAUCUUAUCUUUAAAGGGCGAAAAUUGAAAGAUAGCCGUUGUCUGAGUGAUUACAAUAUUCCGAAAGAAGCGACUCUUCUCUGGGUUUCAAGACGUCGUAGGAGCAUGAAAAUCUUUAUAAAAACAUUGACUGGAAAGACGACCACUUUGGAAGUGGAACCGUCAGACUCCAUUGAGGAAGUGAAAACAAAAAUUCAAGACAAAGAAGGAAUCCCUGCAGAUCACCAACGUCUUAUCUUUGGCGGGCAGCAAUUGAAAGAUGGCCUUUGUCUGAGUGACUACAAUGUUCCGAAAGAAGCGACUCUUUACUUGGUUUUAAGACUUCUUAGUGGCAUGAAAAUCUUUGUAAGAAUAUCGACUGGAAAGACGAUUACUUUGAAAGUGGAACCGUCAGACACCAUUGAGAAUGUGAAAACAAAAAUUGAAGACAAAGAAGGAAUCCCACCGGACCAGCAACGUCUUUUCUUUAAAGGGCGGAAAUUGGAAGAUGGCCUUUGUCUGAGUGACUACAGUGUUCCGAAAGAAGCGACUUCUUGCUUGGUCUUAACACUUCGUAGUGGGAUGCAAAUCUUUGUAAAAUUAUCGACUGGGAAGACGAUCGCUUUGGAAGUGGAACCAUCAGACACCAUUAAGGAUGUGAAAGCAAAAAUUGAAGACGUAGAAGGAAUCCCACCGGAUCAGCAACGUCUUUUCUUUGGCGGGAAGCAAUUGGAAGAUGGCUGUUGUCUGAGUGACUACAAUGUUCCAACGGAAUCGACCUUAUACUUAAGUUUAAAUCCUCGUGGUGGCAUACUCAUCUUUGUCAAGACUCUUACUGGCAAGAUCCUUGCUCUAAAUGUGGAGCCUUCAGAUACGAUUAAGAAUAUGAAACUGAAAAUUCAGAGCAAAUUGGGUAUCCCACCGAGCCAGCAACAUCUGAUCUUUAGGAGGCAAGAACUCAAAGACCACCAAACGUUAGAUGAAUGUGAAGUCACAGACAAAUCUUCUGUACAUUUGCGACUCCAGGACGAACUUGAUAGAAUCCUUAUCAAUGUGGAGUUUCCUAGUGGAAGGAAGAUUUUUAUAAAUGUUUCACCAGGGGAUGAUUUUGAGAGCGUGAGAAAAAUAAUCUGUGAUAGAGAAGGGAUUCCAGUUGAUCAACAACGCCUCAGCUUUGUUGGCAAAGAAGUUGUAGACAAUCACCUUCCUUUGAGUGAGUACGACAAUCAGAUUGAAUUAUCUCUGCAACUGGAUGUGAAACAACAAAAAAAUGAAUUCCUGCUUCAGGUGAAGACACGAUCUGGAAAAACAAAUAUCAAAAUUGAAGCUGUAUCGGGAGAUACCAUCCAGGAUGUGAAAAGGAAAAUAAUGGAAGAGAUUGGAAUACCGCCAAAUCAGCAACUACUUAUGUUUAACACUCAAGAAAUUGAAGAUGAACGCCGCACGCUGGAAAGCUACCACAUCAACAGCGACUCCAUCAUUGAACUGGUUAUUAGAAGAACACAUGGUAACGAAAGGCAUAUUUAAGCGAAAAUGCAGAAUGGUAUAAGAACCGUAAUAGAUGUAUCACCGGAAGAUACCAUCACGGAUGCAGUAGCUAAUCACUUUUGGUGACACGAAACUCGAAGGUGACAACAA
Messenger RNA from Pocillopora verrucosa, 2301 nucleotides. Lineage: Eukaryota; Metazoa; Cnidaria; Anthozoa; Scleractinia; Pocilloporidae. The record is from RefSeq and is a predicted model, not a curated record.